UAGGUUUUAUUUAAGGAAAGAAUAUAUAAUAAUUUCAAUUUGAAAAAUGAAUGAUCUAUAAUGGAUAUACUAUAUAAUAUAACAUUCCCUAGUAAUUUAAUUUUUGGACUAACAAAAUUCUCAAUUGAUUCUAAAGCCGCCACGUAAGUGAAAUUAACAUUUCAAUUACGUGACAACUGUGAAAGAUUUUUUUUAAUUAUUACAAAUUUAAGGUUACAUCUUUUCAAAUGUUCCUCGAUUAAUAUAUAGGGGAUUGAACAAACAUUAGAAUAACUUUUUAUCUUUUUAUUUUAUUUUAUUUUAUAAUAUUGUUAAACUUGUAUUACUAACUAAUACAAGUUUUAUUGAAAUAAAUAUAUCACUAGAUUGAUCCGCGCUUCGAAAGCGCAUAGUUUUUUUUGGAUUAUAAAGAAAGUUUGAAUUGAAUUAGUAAUUUGAUAUUAUUACAUUAUUAUGCUACAAAAAAUUUUGAAUUUAUUUUUUAAGUAAUUUUCAUACAUUUGAGAAUAUUUCUUUUUUUUUAUAAACAUGCAAAAAUAUUAUUCUGAAGUAUGUGCAACUGCAAAGAGUUGAAAAAUCAUAUAAUAUGUUUUGACUGUCUUUCAACCAAGUUUAAUUUUUGAAAAACAGUAUUCUAAAAAUUGGAUUAAAUAAAACUAUUUUUCUAGAAUAACUUUAAUAAAAUCUGUUUAGGCAUUCAGAAAUUUGUUUUUUAAAAAGGUGUCUAACUACUGCAUUCCGAUUAUUUAAACAUUAAAAGAUGUUUAUUAACAUUGUUUCUGUACCUGAUAUCCAAAAUUAUAUGACAUUCUCUUAGACCAAAAUCUUUGUUCUAAACUCUAUAAAUUCUAUAAAAAAACACAUUAGACUCUAUUAAGAGUAUAAUAAAUUAGUAACUUGCAAAACAAAAUUAAAUAUAAAUUAGAUGUUAUUUAUUGAAUAGGUGAACAUGGCUCUUCAUUUCUCACACAUUUUCCACCAUAGUAAGUUUGUAAAAAGUAAAAAUUGGAAAAGAACAAUAGUUUUUGUCUUUUUGUUCUGCAAUUAUGAAGCUUAAUAAGUGCAUCCAUCUUCUGGACAAUAAUUGGCGUAGAUGAUAGUUAUUAUAUUACGUCAAAAUCAAUGCUCCUUACUUAAUUUUGAUUCCAAAUAUGGUUAUUCAUUAUAUUUUAUACGCAUAUUUAUAUUUGAAAAUAUAAAAGAAACAAAUAGAUGGCAAAAACAUGCUUGGAAAUAAAAAAAUGAUUUCAAUCUUAAAACAAAUCCGCGCCAUGCGGAUGUUUGUUUUUCAUUUAGAUUCAAUGAUUUUUCUAUAUUUUUGGUAGAAUAUAUUUUUAACAAUUAACUAAAACAUAUAUUUGUUUGAUAUAAUUUCUGGUUUAUAAUAUAUUUAUUCAUUUUUUUUCUAGUCAUGAAUUGCAUAACUCAUUUGUUUAUAUAUUUUACGGGGUAGACUCAGUGAUUAUCGUUUGUUUAUAUAUUUUUUUAUUUUCAUUUGUGUUUUUUGGACGUUUGGUAUUCUUUGAAUUUUUGUCUUCAAAUUUUAUUUUGGAAAAUCUAAAAUUCUUUUAAAAUUUUUUUAUUUACAAAGCUAAGUAUUUAAUUAUUUAUUUAUUAAAAUAAUAAAUCCCAUAUUUCAAGUCUAGUUUAUUUAUUAAAAUCAUAAACCCCAUACUUCAAAACCUCACCCCUCAAAUCUAAAUCCUAAAUCUAUAUUAGUUUAACCCUAAUGUUAUAAGUGUAUAUUUAUAUCGUUUAAACUCAAGGUAAAUAUGGUUGAAGUAAACAUGAAAAUGAUAUUAAAAAUAUGUAUUUUAAGAAAUUUUAUCAUAUUUUAUUGAAUUAGGUUUUCUUUAGACUAAACUUUACAUAAAAAUAAUAUAUAUAUAUAUAUGCAGCAUAAUAUUCAAUAUAUAUUUUACAUAAAAAAAUAUUUAUACUUAAUUUACCAUUUUAGUUAUCCCUUAUAUACUAAAUCGCAAGUCACACGACCAAUCCUAUUAUGACACAUGGCACAUGUUCUACAAAAUUCAAAAAAUCAAAAUGAUAAAAAGUUUCAUUGAUCGAUCGUAAAUAUUUCUGUAACUGCCAAGAAAUUCAAAUUCCUAUUUUUUCUCAAAACUAUCACACUAUAACACGUUCAACAAUGAAUUAUAUAACUUCCCAUCAUCUUGACUGUCUCAUCUUCUAUAUUCCUAUCAACGGUUUGUCUAUAAUUUCUAGGUCUUCUUCCCUAUCGUUUUUAAUUUGUCUUUGAGUGUGGCAAAUCACGGUGACAAAAGUUUAUGAUUAUUUAUUUCAAAUUCAUCUCAUCUAUUCCUAAAAAGUAUUCUAUUUACUUCAAAUUCAUCUUCUCUAUUCCUAAUAAUUAUGCCUAUGUAAUCUCUUGGAGACAUACAUUUCGUCUCUUUCUGAUUCAAAUUUACAAGGAAGGACUGAUGCGUUAAAGCAACGAGCUCAACAAGAAGAAUCUGUUCUUUUUUUUUUUGAGCAUUAGUUUUGUUUGACACUAAAUUGUUUUGUUUUAACUAUUUGAUUUCUAAUUUCAGGAAGUGUGUCGUUGGGAGAGAAGCUUUCAAGAGAGUUCAUGGACUAUGAACUUUUAAUGCAAUUGAUAGGUAACCCACAAUUUUUGUGGACAUUUACAUGAUUUUUUAUGAGUAAACUUUGUAGAUAUUAUAUUCACUAUAAAAUAAAACAUGAAGUAAACCAGAAAAACUUCAAACUAAUAUUUGAAUCCACUAAACUAACUAAAAUUAAAGAAAGUUUUAAAACUAAUCUAAUUUAAUUUUAUGUGUCUUGGUUAAUCAGUAAUAAGUGUGUCAAUGGUUUGUUAAUGUAUACACAUUACUUAUGAUAAAUCAGAGUUAUUUUAUACCAGCAAUUUUAGUUAUAUAUAACUGAAACUUGGUCUUAUAUGCAAGUGAAAAUAUACCCGUACGAAGUACGGGACCAAUACUAGUUAGUAAUAUUUUGUUGUACAAUAUUCACGAUCUGCUUAAUUUGGAAGGAAAUUUUCAUGUUUACCAUUUUUUGGUAUCUUUACUCAUGUUUAUCACUAAAAAAGAGGAAAAAGACUCUUAUACCAUUGUUCUCUCUAUAUAUAACAAAUAUUUUUUUUUAUGUUUUUGAAUUAUACUUUUUCAAAUUCGAACUUUUUAUAAUUCUGUUUGAAUUUUUUUUUCAAAAUUUCUUUUUGAAAAUCAAAAAUUAUUUUUGAAAUUAGUUUUAAAUUUUUUUAUGUUUCUUAAAGUAUUUAUUUAUAUAUUUAUUAGAAUCCUAAAUUUCACAUUCCAAAAACUUUAUAACACACCUCAACACUAAACCCUAAGUCUAGAUUAGUUAACCCUAGGGUUAUAAUUGUCAUUUUUAUCUCUUUAAAAAGUAAAUGUAAAAAUGAUUAGCGUAAACAUGAAAAGUGAUACUAUAAAUGUGAUAUUUUUUGAUAAUUUCCCUAUUUUGAAUAAUUUAUCUCAUGAAAAUUAAAUGAAAGAACUAAACAAACUUUUUUUCCAAAUUAAAAAAUUGUGAAAUUUCUAAAAUAAACAUUUCUUUAAUAUCGAAAGACAUUCCCAUAAUAUAUGAGUUUAUGUUUUAUAUUUUCAAAUCUUGAUAAUUUUAAAAAAGAUUUGUUGUAACUACAUAAUAUUUGUUCCGUUAGUUUCCUUAUCACGAUUAACAUCCGAGUAAAUAAAUGUGGUAACUGCGGUAAACUGAACCGAAUUUUGGCAUGGUUUAAGGUUCAAAAGAAAUGAUUAUAUUCCACUGAGUUGGUAAGGCCAGGGCCGGCCCUGAGAGUUUGGAGGUCCAACACCAUUUAGUAAAGAUUUCAAAAAUUUGGAAGCCUAAAAUUUUUUUUUUCACAAAUUGGAGGCUUAUUUACAUAAAAAAAAUUUCAAAAAUUUUGGGAGCCCAAGGCGAAUGUUUUAUUGGGCUUGUCCCAGGGCCGGCACUGGGUAAGGCCUGGCUGAUAAAAAACGUGAAGGCCUUCUAAUUAUUUAUUUGUAAAGAAGUACUUUUAAUCUCAAUGGCACAAAUCGUAAAUAUUAAGAUGAACUAAAGAUUAAUUUCAGUUUAUACUUCAGUUUUAAUAGUUUAGAUAGAUUUGUUGGAAAUAGAUAACCAAACGGGAAUAAUAUGCAUGUAUUAAAUAAAAAUAUUUAUUUUUUAGCAAUUUACAUUAUGUUUCAAUUUGUAUUUCUCACAGAAGACUUUCAUAAGACUUAUAAAACUCCAGAAUACUUCAAAUGAUAUAUUCGUAAAAAUACGUUAUGUUUUUUUGUUUUGUCAUAAGAGACUACUUGUAAUUUCACUAGGGUUUUGGGUUAGUUUUGUAUUUGAUUUAAGUUGAGACAUACUUUUGUGUUUAAAAUCAAGUUUUGGGUGAUAUUUGACAAUUUUCCAUAAUUUUUAUCCACAAUUAGACGAAUUAUAAUGUAACAAAUUUAGUUUUUCAUUGUACUUCGGUUUAAACUUGUCAAACUCUUACCAAUUUUUUUUUUUGUUUUGGUGGUAAAUACACAAACCUAAAUUCAAAGUAUCAAAUUCUUCUAAAGUCUUUCCGUUCCUAAUGCUUGUAGAUCAAAAAGUUUAGACCACCAAAUCAUAUAAAAUUUGGGCCACAUGUUUAAAAAUAUGUCUUUGUCAAGUGGUUUGAUUUGUUAGUCAUAUGAUUUAAACCGUAGUCCAAUGAUAAAGAAUAGAAAUAUUCUUUUUAGAUAUUUGAGGAAUAAAAUAAUUACUUUCCUUACGAAUAAAUUCGACUAAGAUUGUAGUUUGAAUUUUUUUUACUGUUGUGCACUUUUGUUGAAAAAGAAAAAAAUUGUCUUCUAAUUCAAAAUUUUGAUUAUUCGGGUUUGUGUUUCAAAAAGAAGAAGAAGAUUAUUCGGGUUUCUAAUAAAGAGGCUUGGGAAAUAAUAAGGAUCUAGAGGUAAUUUUGCAGUUCUUAUUUAUUUUUUUUAAUGAUGAUUUAUUAUGAUAUAAAAAAGAUUACACAGACGAUUCGAUAACCGAUAAUACUAUCUGUCUUAUAAAGACUUACGCCUAAUUGCGUCAACUGAGUUAUCAUAUGAAGAUUCACGUGUGACCAGAUUUACUUGCACAAUGUUAAAGAUCAUUUGUAAGCCUUUUUUCUGUAGUCUUGUAUAAUUUUUUAAUAAACUGCUCUCUUCGAAAAAAAACAUAAAUUUUCUGUAAUCUGCAAUAAAUUACAUAGUGUAGAAUUCGAACUUCGGAUCUAAAUGUAGAAGCCUUUAAACCUUAAUCAAUAGGCUAAAAUGAUCAUUUGAAUUUUAAAUUAAAUAAAUUUUAAAUUAAAUAAAUUUGGAGUUAAAAAGUGUAUUGACGGAAACAGUUACAAAAAUACAAAAUAGAGAUAGCCAAGGACCGGCACGUAUAUUACCUGAAAUUCAUCCCUGAGUCUCGUUCUCACUUCUCCCUCUCUCUCUCUCUCUCUCUCUCUCUCUCUCUCUCUCUCUCGGUAGAUCGCUCGCUCUAGGGUGUCGACACACGCUCGCUUGAAUAGGAAUGUGAGAUCGUGCUUCCCUCUCUUCAAUGUUGAAUCGGUUCGUUUCUCGGAUCUCGAUGAUCCUCGAUUUUCUGAACCAAACGUGAAGAUUACCUUUCCCGUUUUCGCUCACCAGCUAAUUUCUUCUCCCUUUCGUCGCCGCCAUGUUCGAAGCUCAUGUGUUACAUCUGCUUCGGAGGUAUUUGGGUGAAUAUGUGCAUGGACUCUCCACAGAGGCUCUGCGGAUUAGUGUCUGGAAAGGGGAUGUUGUUCUUAAAGACUUGAAGUUAAAGGCGGAGGCUUUGAACUCACUGAAACUUCCAGUCGCUGUCAAAUCCGGUUUUGUCGGAACCAUCACUUUGAAGGUCCCUUGGAAAAGUUUAGGAAAAGAGCCAGUCAUAGUUCUGAUCGACCGUGUCUUUGUUCUUGCUUAUCCUGCCCCUGAUGGCCGGACAGUUAAGGAAGAAGACAUGGAAAAGUUUCUAGAAACCAAGCUUCAGCAGAUCGAGGAAGCGGAAUCAGCAACUCUAGAAGCAAGAGCAAAAUCUAAGCUGGGAAGUUCUCCAGCAGGAAAUUCAUGGCUAGGUUCGCUUAUUGCUACAAUUAUUGGUAAUCUGAAAAUAUCCAUCAGCAAUGUGCAUGUUAGAUACGAGGAUUCGACCAGUAAUCCAGGGCACCCGUUUGCUUCGGGCAUCACCUUGGCCAAGCUCGCAGCUGUUACAAUGGAUGAGGAAGGAAAUGAGACAUUUGACACAAGCGGUGCUUUGGAUAAACUGCGUAAGUCCUUGCAGCUUGAGAGGCUUGCUUUGUAUCACGAUUCUAAUAGCUCUCCCUGGGAAAUGGAGAAGCAAUGGGACGAUAUUAGUCCCGUGGAGUGGGUUGAGAUGUUUGAAGAUGGAAUAAAGGAGCAAACCGCGCAUAAUAUAAAGUCGAAAUGGGCCUUGAAUCGUCGAUACUUUUUGUCCCCUAUUAAUGGAUCUCUUAAGUAUCACCGGUUAGGAAAUCAGGAGAGAAAUAAUCAGGAGAUUCCAUUUGAAAGAGCGUCAGUUAACCUAAAUGAUGUUAACGUCACAAUCACAGAGGAGCAAUAUCACGACUGGAUAAAGCUAGUCGAAGUUGUUUCAAGAUACAAAACAUACAUGGAAAUUUCACAUUUAAGGCCCAUGGUUCCUGUUUCAGAGGCUCCACGUUUGUGGUGGCGCUUUGCUUCUCAAGCUAGUUUGCAACAAAGGAGACUAUGCUAUCGAUUUUCCUGGGAUAGCAUUCACCAUUUUUGUCGGUUACGUCGGCGCUAUAUUCAGCUGUAUGCCAACUUUCUGCAGCUGUCAUCAAAUGCCAACAACCCUGAGAUGAGAGAAAUCGAAAAGGACCUUGAUUCCAAAGUGAUUCUUUUGUGGAGGUUACUUGCACAUGCAAAGGUUGAAUCUGUAAAAUCAAAAGAAGCUGCCGAGCAGAGAAAGCUGAAAAAGGGUGGUUGGUUCUCAUUUAAAUGGCGGACAGAAUCUGAAGAUGACCCGGAGGCUGAUACUGUGGCUGAGGGAUCAAAAUCGAUGGAGGAAGGAUUGACUAAGGAAGAAUGGAAGGCCAUAAAUAAGUUACUGAGUCAUCAGCCUGACGAAGAGAUGAAUUUAUAUUCAGGAAAAGACAUGCAGAAUAUGACUCACUUUCUUGUAACUGUAUCAAUUGGACAAGGUGCAGCUAGGAUUGUUGAUAUAAACCAGACUGAGGUGCUGUGUGGUAGCUUUGAGCAACUCGAUGUGACAACAAAGUUCAGAUAUCGGAGUACUCAGUGUGAUGUAUCACUGAGGUUCUAUGGCUUAUCUGCACCAGAGAGUUCGCUUGCACAGAGUGUAUCCAGUGAGAGAAAGACAAAUGCCUUGAUGGCUAGUUUUGUGAAGUCACCUAUUGGAGAGAACAUUGAUUGGAGGCUAUCAGCGACGAUAUCCCCUUGUCACGCUACGAUCUGGACCGAAAGUUAUGAUCGUGUAUUGGAGUUUGUGAAGCGAAGUAACGCAAUCAGCCCUACCGUUGCACUGGAAACUGCUGCUGUGCUUCAGAUGAAACUAGAGGAAGUGACUCGACGGGCUCAAGAGCAACUUCAAAUAGUGUUGGAGGAGCAAAGCAGAUUUGCUCUCGACAUUGAUCUUGAUGCUCCAAAAGUGAGAAUUCCUUUGAGGGCUUCAGGAUCUUCCAAGUGCAGUAGCCAUUUCCUUUUGGACUUUGGUAAUUUUACUCUAACCACGGUGGAUACUCGGUCUGAAGAGCAAAGGCAAAACUUAUAUUCUCGGUUUUGCAUUUCCGGAAGAGAUAUUGCCGCUUUCUUUACGGGCUGUGGAUCUGACAACAAAGGUUGCAGUUUACUCAUGGAAGAUUUCACUAAUCAGCCAAUGGUGCCUCCCAUUCUGGAGAAAGGGGACAGCGUUUAUUCCCUUAUUGAUAGGUGUGGAAUGGCAGUUAUUGUUGAUCAGAUCAAGGUACCUCACCCAAGUCACCCAACCACAAGAAUUUCCAUCCAAGUGCCAAAUAUUGGUGUUCAUUUCUCGCCAACAAGAUAUAUGAGGAUCAUGCAACUGUCCGAUAUCUUGUAUGGUGCAAUGAAAACCUACAGUCAAACUCCUCUUGAUGACAUCCCAGAUGGAAUCCAACCUUGGAGUCCUGCAGAUCUUGUUAGUGAUGCUAGAAUUUUAGUUUGGAAGGGAAUUGGCAACUCUGUUGCUACUUGGCAGCCUUGUCACCUUGUUUUGUCUGGUUUAUAUCUGUAUACAUAUGAAUCAGAGAAGUCACUUGAUUAUCAACGUUAUUUAUGCAUGGCUGGCAGACAAGUAUUUGAGGUUCCGCCCGAAAAUGUUGGUGGUUCUCCUUACUGCCUUGCUGUCGGUCUAAGGGGAACGAAUCUUAAAAAGGCCCUGGAAUCUUCUAGCACCUGGAUCAUAGAGUUUCAGGGGGAGGAAAAGGCAGCAUGGCUGAGAGGACUUGUCCAAGCAACCUAUCAAGCUUCUGCUCCUCUGUCGGGGGAUGUACUUGGUCAUACACGUGAUGGUGAUGGUGACUUCCAUGAACCUCAGACUGGGAAUUUGAAAGCUGCUGAUCUUGUUAUUAAUGGUGCUUUAGUUGAGACGAAGCUGUAUUUGUAUGGAAAGAUCAAGGAUGAAUGUGAUGAGAAGGUUGAAGAGGUCCUGCUUCUCGAAGUUCUUGCUGCCGGAGGAAAGGUCCACAUGAUAAGUUCAGAGAGUGGCUUAACCGUUAGGACGAAGUUGCAUUCUCUAAAAAUCAAAGAUGAACUUCAGCAGUCAGGAAGUGCUCAGUAUUUGGCUUACUCUGUUCUGAAGAACGAAUACAUACAAGACCCAAGAAGAUGUGAUGCUUAUGACAAGGAGAUGUCUGUAGGACAUGCAGAUGAUGAAGAUGCUUUCACUGAUGCUUUGCCAGAGUUUCUGUCUCCUACAGAACCAGGUACUCCUGAUAUGGAUAUGAUUCAAUGCAGCAUGAUGAUGGACUCUGAUGAACAUGUGGGGAUCGAGGAUGCUGAAGGUGGAUUUCAUGAGAAAGACACAUCUCAGGGAAAAGGCCUUUGCGAUGAGGUAUUUUAUGAAGUGCAGGGUGGUGAAUUUUCUGAUUUCGUAUCAGUUGUUUUCUUGACGAGGAGCUCCAGUUCCCCCGAUUAUAAUGGAAUCGACACACAGAUGAGCAUUCGCAUGUCAAAACUGGAGUUCUUUUGCAGUAGACCAACUCUAGUUGCUUUAAUUGGUUUUGGAUUUGACUUGAGUGCUGCAACAUAUGUUGAAGAUGAUAAAGAUGCCAACAAUCUGGCUUUUGAGAAAUCUGGUAGUGAGAAAGAAGCAAAGGAUGAAGGUGGACGCAUUGAAGGAUUACUUGGAUAUGGCAAGGACCGCGUAGUGUUUUACCUGAACAUGAAUGUUGAUAGUGUGACUGUGUUUCUUAACAAGGAGGAUGGUUCUCAGCUUGCGAUGUUUGUACAAGAACGAUUUGUGCUGGACAUUAAGGUUCACCCGAGCUCUCUUUCAAUAGAAGGGACUCUAGGAAAUUUUAAACUCUGUGACAAGUCGUUAGACUCAGGAAACUGCUGGAGUUGGCUCUGUGACAUACGUGAUCCAGGUGUUGAGUCUCUUAUCAAGUUCAAAUUCAAUUCAUAUAGUGCUGGAGAUGACGACUAUGAAGGAUAUGAUUAUAGCUUAUCUGGUAGACUAUCAGCUGUUCGCAUCGUAUUCCUCUACAGAUUUGUUCAAGAGGUUACAGCGUACUUCAUGGGACUUGCUACUCCUCAUACUGAAGAAGUCAUUAAGCUUGUUGACAAAGUUGGAGGCUUUGAGUGGCUAAUCCAGAAAUAUGAGAUAGAUGGUGCUACUGCGCUGAAACUAGACCUUUCACUAGACACUCCAAUAAUUGUUGUCCCUAAUGAUUCUCUAAGUAAAAAUUACAUUCAACUUGACCUUGGUCAGCUGGAGAUAUCAAAUGAAAUAAGCUGGCAUGGGUGUCCGGAGAAAGAUCCAAGUGCUGUACGUGUAGAUGCCCUUCAUGCGAAGAUUCUUGGACUAAAUAUGUCAGUAGGCAUAAAUGGAUCAAUUGGUAAACCAAUGAUACGUGAAGGCCAGGGACUGGACAUUUUUGUCCGCCGCAGCCUACGAGAUGUUUUUAAGAAAGUACCAACACUUUCAGUUGAGAUCAAGAUUGAUUUCUUGCAUGGUGUGAUGUCUGACAAAGAAUAUGAUAUUAUUGUAAGUUGCACAACCAUGAAUUUGUUUGAGGAGCCAAAGCUACCUCCAGAUUUUCGUGGUAACAGUCCUGGUCCCAAAGAUCAAAUGCGUCUGCUGGUUGACAAAGUGAACUUGAAUAGUCAGACGAUAAUGUCACGUACAGUUACAAUACUGGCUGUGGAUAUAAACUAUGCUCUUCUUGAGUUACGUAAUAGUGUUAGUGAAGAGUCACCGUUAGCUCAUGUUGAGCUUGAAGGAUUAUGGGUAUCCUACAGGAUGACGUCACUAUCUGAGACAGAUUUGUAUGUGUCGGUUCCUAAAGUUUCUGUUUUAGACAUCCGUCCUAACACAAAGCCUGAAAUGCGGCUGAUGCUUGGCUCAUCGGUCGAUGCUUCCAAGCAAGUUUCUUCUGAAUCUUUUCCAUUUUCCCUUAACAAGGGAAGUUUUAAGCGGGCCAACUCCAGGGCUGUUCUUGAUUUUGACGCACCAUGUUCAACGAUGUUGCUGAUGGAUUAUAGAUGGCGAGCGUCCUCUCAGUCAUGUGUUUUACGGGUUCAACAACCUCGUAUCCUUGCUGUUCCUGACUUCCUCCUUGCGGUUGGUGAAUUUUUUGUUCCAGCUUUGCGUGCAAUAACAGGAAGAGACGAAACAAUGGAUCCAACAAAUGAUCCAAUCACUAGACGUAGUGGCAUAGUUCUCUAUGAGGCUCUCUAUAAACAGAUAGAAGAGGUGGUGUACUUUUCCCCAUGUAGACAGUUGGUAGCAGAUUCACUCGGGGUUGAUGAGUAUACAUAUGACGGAUGUGGAAAGGUAAUCUCGUUGAGUGAACAAGGAGAGAAGGAUUCAAACUCAGGAAGAUUAGAACCUAUCAUAAUCGUCGGGCAUGGAAAAAAGUUGCGGUUCGUAAAUGUAAAAAUUAAGAAUGGGUCGCUCCUGAGCAAGUGCGUUUACUUGAGUAACGAUAGUAGCUGCUUAUUUUCCCCGGAAGAUGGUGUUGAUAUCUCAAUGUUAGAAAACACGAAAUCUAAUUCUGAGAGUGUGCUUAGCAAUGCGCACAAAUCGUCAGAUGUUUCAGAUGCUUGUCAAUCCGAUUUGAAGGCUGGCCAGAAUUUUACCUUUGAAGCUCAGGUUGUUUCUCCUGAAUUCACAUUCUUUGAUGGCACAAAAUCCUCCCUGGAUGACUCCUCUGCUGUAGAAAAGCUUUUGCGAGUUAAGUUGGAUUUUAAUUUCAUGUACGCCUCAAAAGAAAAUGACAUCUGGGUUCGAGCUUUGCUAAAGAACCUAGUGGUGGAAACUGGUUCUGGUCUUAUCAUUCUUGAUCCAGUCGAUAUUUCUUUGGGAUACACUUCUGUCAAAGAAAAAACAAAUAUGUCCUUAACGUCAACUGACAUAUACAUCCACCUUUCUUUGAGUGCUCUUUCCCUCCUACUGAAUCUGCAGAGCCAAGUGACUGGAGCUUUACAAUCUGGAAAUGCUAUUCCUUUAGCUUCAUGCACUAACUUCCACAGGAUUUGGGUUUCACCAAAAGAAAAUGGACCCAGGAACAAUCUCACAAUUUGGAGGCCGCAAGCUCCUUCGAACUAUGUUAUAUUGGGAGAUUGUGUGACGUCGAGGGCAAUUCCUCCUACACAAGCAGUGAUGGCAAUAAGUAAUACAUAUGGGCGCGUACGGAAGCCCACUGGGUUUAAUUGUAUUGGCCUGUUCUCUGUUAUUCAAGGUUCAGGAGGGGAUAAUGGUCAACAUUCUAUUGAUAGCGAUGAAUGCUCCCUCUGGAUGCCUGUAGCUCCUGCAGGAUACACUGCUAUGGGGUGUGUUGCAAAUUUAGGAAGUGAGCCACCACCAGAUCACAUUGUUUAUUGUCUAAGGUCUGACCUUGUAUCUUCCAGCAGUUUCUCUGAGUGCAUAUACACGGUGCCCUCCAAUUCAUUAUUUGAGUCUGGAUUCAGCAUAUGGCGUGCUGAUAAUGUUCUUGGAUCAUUUUAUGCUCACUCUUCAACUGCGGCUCCUUCCAAACAAUAUAGUCCUGGCCUCAGUCAUUGUCUUCUUUGGAAUCCCCUUCAGAUGAAGACAUCUCCAAUCUCUGACUCAUCACCUACAGGUGGCUCUCAGAGUGAGCAAACAAGUGAUCAGACUGGAAAUUCAUCAGGAUGGGACAUUGUCAGGUCAAUUUCUAAGCCAACUAGUUAUCAUGUUUCAACUUCUAAUUUUGAGAGAAUAUGGUGGGACAAGGGUGGUGAUCUUCGUAGACCUGUCUCAAUAUGGAGGCCUAUACCACGUCCUGGUUUUGCCAUAUUGGGUGAUAGCAUAACUGAAGGGUUGGAGCCACCUGCACUUGGAAUACUCUUUAAAGCAGAUGACUCUGAGAUUGCUGCAAAACCUGUGCAGUUUAGUAAAGUCGCACAUAUUGUGGGGAAGGGUUUGGAUGAAGUUUUCUGCUGGUUUCCUGUUGCCCCUCCUGGCUAUGUUUCUCUAGGAUGCGUUCUUUCUAAAUUUGAUGAGGCUCCACGUGUGGAUUCAUUCUGUUGUCCUAGGAUUGAUCUUGUUAACCAGGCUAACAUUUAUGAAGCUUCUGUUACAAGAUCCUCAAGUUCAAAGUCUUCUCAAAGUUGGAGUAUUUGGAAAGUUGACAAUCAGGCAUGCACUUUUCUUGCACGUCCUGAUCUAAAAAGGCCUCCAAGUCGACUGGCUUUUGCUGUUGGAGAAUCGGUAAAGCCGAAAACACAGGAAAAUGUAAAUGCGGAAAUUAAGCUGAGAUGCUUCUCUUUAACGCUACUAGAUGGCUUACAUGGAAUGAUGACUCCUCUCUUUGACACAACUGUCACCAAUAUCAAGCUAGCAACUCAUGGUCGUCCAGAGGCCAUGAAUGCAGUACUCGUUUCCUCAAUCGCUGCUUCAACAUUUAACCCACAGUUGGAAGCGUGGGAGCCUCUUCUGGAGCCAUUUGAUGGAAUAUUCAAGUUGGAAACAUAUGACACUGCAUUGAGUCAAUCAUCGAGACCAGGAAAACGGUUGCGCAUUGCUGCUACUAACAUUUUAAACCUAAAUGUUAGUGCUGCAAACCUUGAAACUCUUGGUGAUACCGUUGUUUCCUGGAGAAGGCAAUUAGAACUUGAAGAAAGAGCGGCCAAAAUGAAAGAGGAAUCAGGUGUUUCUCGUGAGAGUGGAGAUCUUUCAGCUUUUUCAGCUCUCGACGAAGAUGAUUAUCAGACCAUUGUGGUAGAGAAUAAACUUGGCCGUGACAUAUAUCUGAAAAAGCUGGAGGAGAACUCAGAUGUAAUUGUAAAAUUGUGUCACGAUGAAAACACUUCGGUCUGGGUUCCACCGCCAAGGUUCUCCAAUAGGUUAAAUGUUUCAGACAGUUCUAGAGAAGCACGCAAUUACAUGACUGUACAGAUUGUUGAGGCUAAGCGCUUGCAUAUCGUCGAUGAUGGCAACAGUCACAAUUUCUUUUGCACCCUGCGCCUCGUUGUUGAGAGUCACGGUGCUGAACCACAAAAGCUUUUUCCUCAGAGUGCUAGGACCAAGUGCGUGAAGCCUUCCACUACGGUUAUCAAUGACUUGAUGGAGUGCACUUCCAAUUGGAAUGAACUAUUCAUUUUUGAAAUCCCAAGGAAGGGAUUGGCCAGGUUGGAGGUUGAAGUAACAAACCUUGCUGCUAAAGCUGGAAAAGGGGAGGUCGUCGGGUCGCUUUCAUUUCCUAUUGGACAUGGGGAAAAUACAUUUAGAAAGGUAGCUUCAGUAAGGUCGUUAUAUCAAUCUAGUGAUGCUGAGAAUAUAAGUUCCUAUACGCUUCAGAGAAAGAAUGCCGAAGAAAUACAUGACAAUGGAUGCUUGCUUGUUUCAACAUCUUAUUUCGAGAAGACUACAAUCCCCAACACACUAAGAAAUAUGGAAAGUAAGGAUUUUGCGGACGGAGACACUGGUUUCUGGAUUGGAGUUCGGCCUGAUGACUCAUGGCAUAGCAUUCGUUCGCUGCUUCCGCUUUCUGUCGCUCCAAAAUCAUUACAAAACGAUUUUAUUGCAAUGGAAGUUUCUAUGAGAAACGGAAGAAAGCAUGCAACAUUCAGAUGUUUAGCGACAGUUGUGAAUGAUUCAGAUGUCAAUUUAGAGAUAUCCGUAUCUUCUGAUCAGAAUGUCUCUUCAGGGCCAAGCAAUCAUAAUGCUUUGAUUGCCUCUAGAUCGUCCUAUAUUUUACCAUGGGGAUGUUUAUCAAAGGAUAAUGAACAGUGCCUGCAUGUCCGGCCAAGGGUUGACCCCCCUCAUCAUUCUUAUGCAUGGGGUAGUUGCAUCGCCGUGAGCUCUGGUUGUGGAAAAGAUCAACCAUUUGUUGAUCAAGGUUUGCUUACUCGGCAGCAAACUUUUAAGCAAAGCAGCAGACCAGCUUCUUUUGUAUUGAAAUUAAAUCAGCUUGAGAAGAAGGAUAUGCUUUUUUGCUGCCAGCCCGCUACUGGGAGUAAGCCAUUCUGGCUCAGCAUUGGAGCAGAUGCCUCAGUUCUUCAUACAGACCUCAAUACACCUGUUUAUGAUUGGAAAAUUUCUAUUAAUUCUCCUCUGAAGCUAGAAAAUAGACUCCCUUGCCCAGUCAAAUUCACGGUGUGGGAAAAGACAAAAGUAGGCACAUAUCUUGAGAGACAACAUGGUGUAGUAUCUUCAAGGAAGCUUGCUCACGUAUAUUCAACAGAUAUUCAGAGACCUGUGUAUCUUACAUUAGCCGUCCAUGGUGGUUGGGCUUUGGAAAAGGAUCCCAUUCCUGUUUUAGAUCUAUAUUCAAGUGACAGUGUGACAUCUUUUUGGUUCAUCCAUCAACAGAGCAAAAGGAGACUACGUGUAAGUAUAGAACGUGAUGUUGGAGAAACAGGGGCUGCACCAAAGACUAUAAGGUUCUUUGUGCCAUACUGGAUUACAAAUGAUUCAUAUAUUCCGCUAGGCUAUAGAGUGGUGGAGAUUGAACCUUCAGAAAAUGUGGAAGCUGGCUCUCCCUGCCUGUCUAGGGCUCCCAGAUCUUUUAGGAAAAAUCCUGGAUUUUCGAUGGAGAGGAGACAACAGAGGAAAAAUGUCCGAGUGCUCGAGGUUAUUGAGGAUACUAGUCCUAUGCCUAGCAUGCUUUCUCCACAAGAAUCAGCUGGUCGGAGUGGCGUUGUGCUGUUUCCUUCUCAGAAGGAUUCUUAUGUUUCCCCACGAAUUGGUAUUGCUGUAGCAGCUCGGGAUUCUGAGAUCUACAGUCCUGGAAUUUCUCUUCUUGAGCUUGAGAAGAAGGAACGUAUAGAUGUUAAGGCUUUCUGCUCAGACGCCUCGUACUACAAGCUCUCAGCAGUGUUAAAUAUGACGUCGGACAGAACAAAGGUUAUUCAUCUCCAGCCAAACACUUUAUUCAUCAACAGGGUGGGUGUCAGCAUCUGUCUUCAGCAGUGCGAUUGUCAGACAGAAGAAUGGAUCAAUCCUUCUGAUCCUCCAAAGCUCUUUAGAUGGCAGUCUUCCACCAGGACUGAGUUGCUAAAAUUACGAGUGCAGGGAUAUGGAUGGAGCACAUCAUUCAGUGUCUGUAGCGAAGGUGCAGUGCGUGUCCCUAUUGGAAGAGAAGAUGGGACUGAUCAAUUGCUGCUAAGAGUACAAGUCAGAAGCGGGACAAAGAACUCACGUUACGAAGUUAUUUUCAGGCCGAACUCUGUGUCCGGUCCUUACAGGAUCGAGAACCGUUCCAUGUUUCUUCCUAUUCGCUAUCGCCAAGUGGAUGGUGUCAGCGAGUCCUGGCAGUUUCUUCCUCCUAACGCGGCUGCUUCGUUUUAUUGGGAAAAUCUUGGUAGACGUCAUCUAUUUGAACUCCUUGUUGAUGGAAACGAUCCUUCUAAAUCAGAAAAAUACGAUAUUGAUCAAAUUGGUGAUCAUCCACCACGAAGUGAGACUGGACCUACCAGACCCAUACGAGUUACUAUUGUAAAGGAAGACAAAAGGAACGUUGUGAGAAUUAGUGACUGGAUGCCUGCAAUUGAGCCUACUUCCAGCAUAAACAGAAGACUUCCAUCAUCAUCUUUGUCGGAGUUAUCUGUAAAUGAGUCUCAGCAAUCUCAUCUUCUGGCCUCGGAAGAGUCCGAGUUUCAUGUGGUUGUUGAGCUCGCUGAGCUUGGAAUCUCCGUAAUCGAUCAUGCUCCAGAGGAAAUACUGUACAUGUCAGUGCAAAACCUCCUUGUGGCAUAUUCAACUGGCUUGGGCUCUGGGCUUAGCAGGUUCAAACUAAGGAUGCAAGGAAUACAAGUGGACAACCAAUUGCCAUUGGCUCCAAUGCCGGUUCUGUUCAGACCACAGAGAACUGGAGAUAAAGCUGAUAACAUUCUGAAGUUUUCGGUUACUUUGCAGUCAAAUGCUGGUCUCGAUCUCCGUGUCUUCCCGUAUAUAGGUUUCCAGGGACGUGAAAAUACGGCCUUUCUAAUUAACAUUCACGAACCUAUAAUCUGGCGCAUUCAUGAGAUGAUUCAGCAAGCCAACUUGAGUAGACUUUCAGAUUCUGGGUCGACAGCUGUAUCAGUUGAUCCAUUCAUUCAAAUCGGGGUUCUUAACAUCUCAGAAGUUAGAUUUAAAGUGUCCAUGGCCAUGUCCCCAAGUCAAAGGCCGAGGGGAGUUCUUGGAUUUUGGUCAUCCCUGAUGACUGCUCUUGGGAAUACCGAAAACAUGCCAGUACGCAUAAGUGAAAGAUUUAGUGAGAACAUAUCCAUGCGACAAAGUACUAUGAUCAAUAAUGCUAUUAGGAACGUAAAGAAAGACCUACUUGGCCAGCCUCUUCAGUUGCUCUCAGGUGUUGACAUUCUUGGCAAUGCAAGCAGCGCGCUUGGACAUAUGAGUCAAGGCAUAGCUGCAUUAUCAAUGGACAAAAAAUUCAUCCAAAGUCGACAGAGACAGGAGAGCAAAGGUGUUGAGGACUUUGGCGACAUUAUCAGAGAAGGAGGUGGAGCUCUAGCGAAGGGCCUGUUUAGAGGAGUCACAGGCAUAUUGACAAAGCCCCUCGAAGGUGCAAAGUCUUCUGGUGUCGAAGGCUUUGUAUCAGGUUUUGGGAAAGGAAUUAUUGGUGCUGCUGCCCAACCUGUGAGUGGAGUUCUGGAUCUUUUGUCGAAAACCACUGAAGGUGCAAAUGCCAUGAGGAUGAAGAUAGCAGCAGCCAUCACUUCAGAUGAACAACUUCUUCGCCGGAGACUUCCAAGAGCCGUUGGUGCUGAUAGCCUGCUUCGUCCAUACAACGAAUACAGAGCACAAGGGCAGGUCAUAUUGCAGUUGGCAGAAUCUGGAUCAUUCCUUGGCCAGGUUGAUCUGUUCAAAGUACGUGGAAAGUUUGCAUUAACAGAUGCUUACGAAAGUCACUUCAUCCUACCGAAAGGAAAAGUUCUAAUGAUCACACAUCGAAGAGUGAUAUUACUACAACAACCCUCAAACAUAAUGGGUCAAAGAAAGUUUAUCCCGGCCAAAGAUGCGUGCUCUAUACAGUGGGACGUUCUAUGGACUGAUCUGGUAACCAUGGAACUGACUGACGGGAAAAGAGACCAACCUAACUCUCCACCUUCGCGUCUUAUUCUCUAUCUGAGAUCAAAGUCGCAUGAUUCAAAGGAUCUCAGAUCAAAGCUACAUGAUUCGAAGGAACAGUUCCGUAUUGUCAAAUGCAGUCCAAACACCAAGCAGGCCUUUGAGGUUUACUCAGCCAUCGAUCAAACCAUUAACUUGUACGGGCAAAUUGCUUCAAAGGGAUUGGUGAAAACCAAAGUGACAAGGCCGUACUCCCCGAUGUCUGAGAGUUCUUGGGCUGAAGGAGGUUCUCAACAAAUGCCAGCUUCAGUUGCACCAACUUCAACCUUUGGCACAAGCCCAACGACCAGCUCGAGUUAAGGUUUUAAGAUGUUUGAAUCUCCGAGCUCUGUCUCCUUCCAGUGUUCCCAUUUUCUUCCUGGUGGGCGAGAAGAAACACAGCUUUGGUCUAAAAAAUACAUUUCGUUUUGUUCUAAUACUCAUGGUGUAGGAUUUUUGCAACAGUACCUUAGAAAUAUAAAUAUGUUCGUGUAUAUAAAUGUCUGCAGUACAGACUUCUCAAACAUCAGACUCGUGUUGAUCAACACAUGUAUACGACGCCACGUGUUGCCUUAUAUAAAUUUAUUAAUUCUUUAUAUU
This is a messenger RNA of Brassica rapa (field mustard), 18369 nucleotides long. RefSeq lists its product as uncharacterized. The record is from RefSeq and is a predicted model, not a curated record. NCBI's taxonomy places the organism in Eukaryota, Viridiplantae, Streptophyta, Magnoliopsida, Brassicales, Brassicaceae.